Puccinia graminis f. sp. tritici CRL 75-36-700-3 is the source of this 2936-nucleotide messenger RNA. RefSeq lists its product as uncharacterized. The transcript is spliced from 5 exons. The coding region runs from base 179 to 2653 and encodes 824 amino acids. The record is from RefSeq and is a predicted model, not a curated record. Gene Ontology annotation, cellular component: mitochondrion; cell cortex. Gene Ontology annotation, biological process: dynein-driven meiotic oscillatory nuclear movement; microtubule cytoskeleton organization; establishment of mitochondrion localization. Lineage: Eukaryota; Fungi; Basidiomycota; Pucciniomycetes; Pucciniales; Pucciniaceae. Gene Ontology annotation, molecular function: phospholipid binding; tubulin binding.
GUCCUCAUCCGGGGAGCAGAUGACAUAGAGAGUGUUUCCAGCCAUUAGGGCUCAAAAGUUCCCCAAGCAAGCAAAUCUGGAAGACCCGUCAUCUUCCUUGCGUCGAUCUCUCGACCGAGAUGUCACCCCCUCACAGUUUCUGGCUUCUACGCCUCUUGAUCACUCACUCAAAAGCGUCAUGCUCGAGAUUGGUGUCCAGACUGAAAGCUUAGAUGGGCUUGUCCAGCCUGCUACAAACUCUAUUUACAACCUGAGCCCUCGAGAUUCAAUGGCAACAUUCGGCGGCGGCUCAACUUCUCGUACUACCGACUGCUCUAGAGACACUAAGGCAUCAUCCAUGAAGAAAAAACCACCACCUUUAUCUUCUAGCUCUGGUCUUCGUCGCACUCACGCGCAUCAGGAUAGCGUUACUUCGCCCACCGGGUCGGAUGAGUUUUCAAGAAACCGCUGUUCUCUCAACUCUCUUAGGACUGAAACAACCAGUAACAGCGAGCAACUCACCCCAGCCUGCUCUCCAAAACGCAACCACUCCAUGGAACUUGAUAAUCCCAUGAACCAAACCAGUCAUGUAUCCGAGCUUGCUAACUCUUCAACGUCUCAAGGACCAUCUAAGCCUCCACCCCCACUUGACCAACGGCGCCAGAUUAACCCCAUUCCACCAAACUCAUCGGGUCUCCCUCCACAGAGACCCUACUCACCACCACCCAAGGAAUUGGUUGAAAAAGCACAAAUUCCUCGCACCAUUCAGUUGGCUGUGCCCUCUGUACCUCCGAUCCGACGUUCCUCUUACUCGAGCAUGCCUCCACCAUCUUCCAAACCUCGUACCGGCAAGGCUAGCCCGGCCACACAUAUUAGCAAAAAGAAGGCAUCCACUCUCACUCGGGCAAAUAAGCUAUUCAACUCGGCUGACAACCAUUCUGAGUCGCCAGAGGUGAGCCAAUUUGGUAUCGCUCUCAUGGCACCAGUGGUUCAUUCUAGUAAUGAACACAUCCGCCGAAAAAUGCAACUCGGCAACCUUAGCAUGAUGGGCGGAUCGACUGAACAGUUGAGUCAAAGAUCUAGGCGCCAGUCUUUCAACUCGGAUCGAACAGACCAUACCAGCGAUCCAGGUGAUGAUCUUGCACCAAGGUCCGCUAGUAUUUCGGCCCCAACUACCACCGAUCCAAACGCCAUUCACGCUAUCACUCAAACCAUGAUCGGAGAAUUUUUGUUCAAGUAUACUACUAAGACUCUCACCCGAGGGUUCAGCGAGAAACGGCACAGAAGAUUCUUCUGGGUUCAUCCUUAUACCAAAACCUUAUAUUGGAGCACUUCAGAUCCUGGGGCCCAUGGAGCUAACCAGUCAACUGCCAAGAGCGUCCUCAUUGAAAGCGUCCGAACGAUUGACGACAAGAAUGUCGCGCCCUCAGGCUUGGCUUCACACAGCCUUGUCAUCCAGACUCCUAACCGGGAAAUGAAAAUUACUGCGCCUUCAAAAGAAAGGCACGAACUCUGGUUUAGUGCGAUCAACUAUCUCCUGACUCGACCCGAUCCAUCUGCUACCACAAGUCCAGCAUUCAAUCAGCAAAAUAUCAGUCCUAACCCUUCUGCGAGAGGCCCAGCCCAGUCUACAUUCUCCAGUAGAAACACGAUGCUUUCCAGGUUUAGAACGCAGGAUCCUUCGAUUCUCAACACGCCACCGGCUGUACAUCAAGCUAUAUAUGAUAUGUCCAGCUCGAAAUCCCUCAACGACAGUCCAGCAAUUGCCUCCACCGGAUCUUCGGAAAGGCUGACCCCCAAAGCAAGCAAAGGUCCCUCUGGUCUCCCUGUACCCAUGAAACGGGGAGCUGCUCCAUCUCGUGGAUCUACGAAGCAGAUGGCCGACUCGCCGCGCUUCCUGCAGAGCUCACCUGCAGAACCGAUUGUAUUCGACAACAGUUUCAGCCAAUCAGCCUUUGGUCUUCAUCAGGACCUUGACCGUCGCUCAGUCAGCUUCAACGGCAUUCACCGGGGUGAUGGUGAGAUGGCAGAUGACACCGAUGUCAGUAUGAGCUACGAUAGUCGGUGCGAUGAUACCCUAGACGAUGGAUUUGAGGGAGUCGAAAACGUCAGAGCAUGUUGUGAUGGUAAACAUGACGUUGGAUCAUUAUCUCGACGUCUCGCCCAUUCAUCGAACCAUGAACACAGUCAUGUAAUCCACAGUCGACCAGCUUCGCGAGGACCUUCAGGAAAGCAGCGUGAGGCAGACCGGACGAGUUAUGUCUCCAGCCGGGCUCUUCGACCCCUGGAUAGUCCUAGCCUGAGAGCAUCGAAUCUCGAAGCCCUCCGCUCACGAUAUGGCGGCGCCAGUUCCCCUGGCCCUCAAGCUCAAGCUCAAGCUCAAGCCCAGCAGACACCUCCUCAUCUUCGCAGGGUUCAAGGCAGGAGCUCGGUCAUCGGCCAGGCUGCGCUUUCAAAUUCCCUACAGUCCUCCCCCGCCGGCACUGUUUCGAGCCGUUUUCAUCGCGAAUCUGCGUUCUUUCAGGACUUGAAAUCUUUCAAUGCUGCAUCAGUCGAGCAAUUGCAGACCCCGCCACCAAGAAGUAGUAGUCGGUUCCCCAAACAACAGAUGGAUAAUCUGGCUGCAAGCAUCCAUAGCAGUAGACGGGGCUCGGUUGGCUCGGAUCUUGGAUGAGACAGAUUGAUUGUAUUUUGUUGUCCUCAAUCCAUGUGGUUCUCUAUUGAUCUUCCAACUUUGACUUUUAGUUGUAUAAUUAUAUACCUGCUCAUGCUUGGUUAUCUAUCAGGAAAUCUCGUGGUGCAUUUGUUUCUCCUCUUAUCUUUUUUUUUUUCCAUUCAAUUCAAAUGCUUCAAGAUAUCAUGAUCAAUGGUGUGGGGGGGGGGAUCUUCUGGCCUCAAAGGACAUCUGUUUCUGCUCUCUGCUAUUCCUGUACAUACCAAUCCAUCAUUUUUUUUCC